Triplophysa rosa is the source of this 1945-nucleotide messenger RNA. It is a transcript of the gene fggy, whose product is annotated as FGGY carbohydrate kinase domain containing. Gene Ontology annotation, biological process: carbohydrate metabolic process. The transcript is spliced from 16 exons. Lineage: Eukaryota; Metazoa; Chordata; Actinopteri; Cypriniformes; Nemacheilidae. Gene Ontology annotation, molecular function: phosphotransferase activity, alcohol group as acceptor; kinase activity. The record is from RefSeq and is a predicted model, not a curated record. The coding region runs from base 29 to 1798 and encodes 589 amino acids.
AAAACAGGAGGCGUGUUCUAUCUAUUCUAUGACAUCAUCAAAGCACCAGAGGAACGCGCUUCUCUCUCGCGGUGCCUUCAGUGGUUUUGAAGAUCGCGCGACGUCGUGUUUGCUGGCUCAUACACACGCAGAAAUGAGCGGUUCUGCUUAUAUUGGAGUGGAUGUGGGUACGGGCAGUGUACGGGCGGCUCUGGUCACACGGGACGGUCACGUCACACACACGUCAGAGGAAAGCCUUCACGUGUGGGAACCGUGUGCGGAUCAUUACGAGCAGUCAUCCGCAGACAUCUGGAGCAAAUGCUGCACGGCUGUGAAGAAAGUAACUCGGGGCAUUGAUGUGGACUCUGUAAGAGGAAUUGGAUUUGAUGCCACGUGCUCUUUAGUGGCUCUGGACCGAGACUUUCAGCCUGUGGCUGUCAAUCAAACUGGAAUCAGAGAAAGGAAUGUGGUGAUGUGGAUGGAUCAUCGGGCUGCCGAACAAGCCUCUCGAAUCACAGCCACGAAACAUGAAGUCCUUCAGAGAGUUGGAGGGGUGAUGUCACCGGAAAUGCAGCCACCCAAAUUACUGUGGCUCAAAGAGAAUCUGAGGGAAACGUGCUGGAAGGAAACGGCACAUUUCUUCGAUCUUCCAGACUUUCUGUCAUGGAAAGCCACGGGGUCCUUAGCAAGGUCUUUGUGUACUGUAGUGUGUAAAUGGACCUAUUCCCCGUCAGACGGCUGGAACGACACCUUCUGGACUGCCGCUGGACUGGAGGACCUGGUGGAGAACAAUUAUUCCAGAAUAGGGGCGGAGACAGGUCGUCCAGGCAGUCUGAUAGGACGUCUCACCGCCGAGUCUGCCGCAGAUUUAGGUUUGAAACCGGGCACGGCAGUCGGGGCUUCGCUCAUAGAUGCUCACGCAGGAGGUUUAGGGGUGAUGGGAUCCGACGUGAGCGGUCACCACCUGCCGUGUGAAAACCAGCCGAUCACAUCCCGUAUGGCUGUUAUAUGUGGCACGUCCUCAUGUCACAUGGCUGUUAGCGAGCGGGCGCUGUUUGUUCCAGGGGUCUGGGGUCCGUAUCUGUCUGCCAUGGUGCCGGAUCUGUGGCUGAAUGAGGGAGGUCAGAGCGCCACUGGGCGACUGGUGGAGCAUGUGGUGAAAGGACACGUGGCGUACACGCAGUUAAAAGCACUGGCUGACAAGAGCGGGAAGAACGUUUACUCCUGUCUGAAUGUCCGUCUGGAGAACAUGACCAGAGGUCCAACACACCUGGAGCAGCUGACCGCCGGCCUGCACGUCUGGCCUGAUUUCCAUGGCAACCGCUCACCACUGGCCGACCAGACGUCCAGGGGCACGGUUGUCGGACUCACUCUGUCACAGACUUUGGAUGACUUGGCCCUGCUGUACCUAGCCACACUGCAGGCUAUCGCUCUUGGCACAAGACACAUUAUAGAUGCCAUGAGAGAGGCAGGACAUGAUAUCACGACCCUGUUCCUCUGCGGGGGGCUGAGCAAGAACACGCUGCUCGUGCAGUUACAUGCCAACGUCACGGGUUUGCCUGUUGUUUUGUCAGAAGAAAGGGAGCCUGUGCUGGUCGGAGCUGCAGUUUUAGGAGCCUGUGCAUCAUCUGACUACAGCUCCAUUCAGGAAGCAAUGAGGAACAUGAGCAGAAUAGGGCAUGUUGUCAGACCUAAUCCUGAGCUAGAAAGCUUUUACAGAAAGAAGUAUGAAGUGUUUCUGAUGCUUUACCAUCACCAGAAGGAAUACAUCAAACUGAUGAAUGAUGGAGACCACUGCAACUCGCCGUACGGCCACUGAUGCUGCCCUGGAGUCAUGUGUAUCAUUCAUCUCCUCAUAUCGUUGUAUCUCCUCAUAUGAAUUCAGAUGUUUGAUUGAUUAACAUUACUCCAAUCAAUCAAAUCAUUACGUGUGUGUUAUGAAUAAACAGGCAAUGUGUUUUAAAAA